Messenger RNA from Lycium barbarum (goji berry), 1344 nucleotides. Its product is annotated as hypersensitive-induced response protein 1-like. The transcript has 5 exons. NCBI's taxonomy places the organism in Eukaryota, Viridiplantae, Streptophyta, Magnoliopsida, Solanales, Solanaceae. Bases 325 to 1182 code for a protein of 285 amino acids. The record is from RefSeq and is a predicted model, not a curated record.
AUUCAAUCUUUAUCUUUUUCUUAUCCAUUCUUAAAAAAUUACUUAUUUAUUAAGUUUGAUGCCAAAUGUUAGCAUAACUUUUGCAAUUUCAUUGUUUCCUUCGUGGGCACCUUAAAGAACAGAAAGAAAAACUUGCCCUUUUAUUCUUAUAUAACGUAGUCCAAGAUACUAGACCUAUACACUUCUUCUAUGUGGCGUUGGAUAAUUGGUUCUUCUUUUAUUUGUUAGAAAAAGAAAGAUUGCUCUUUUCUCUUCAAUUUUUUUUUUUUUUUUGAAAUCUUGAAUUCUUCCCUGCUCUUUUGGAAUUGUUUUGAAACAGAGACAAUGGGGAAUCUGUUUUGCUGUGUACAAGUUGACCAAUCAACAUUGGGUAUCAGAGAGAGAUUUGGCAAGUUUGAUGAUGUCCUUGAGCCUGGAUGUCAUUUCUUGCCAUGGUGUAUUGGCAGCCAGAUUGCUGGUUACCAUACUUUAAGGCUGCAGCAGCUUGAUGUAAGAUGCGAGACCAAGUCAAAGGAUAAUGUAUUUGUAACUGUUGUUGCUUCAAUUCAAUAUCGUGCUCUGGCUGAUAAAGCUACUGAUGCUUUUUACAAGCUUAGUAAUACUCGGUCCCAGAUCCAAGCCUAUGUCUUUGAUGUUAUUAGAGCGAGUGUUCCAAAGCUAAAUCUGGAUGAUGUCUUUGAGCAGAAGAAUCAGAUUGCUAAAACAGUGGAGGAGGAACUUGAAAAGGCAAUGUCUGCUUACGGAUAUGAGAUUGUUCAGACACUAAUAGUUGAUAUAGAGCCAGAUGAACACGUCAAGCGAGCUAUGAAUGAAAUCAAUGCAGCUGCAAGGUUGAGAGUAGCCGCCAAUGAGAAAGCAGAAGCUGAAAAGAUUAUCCAGAUUAAACAAGCUGAAGGUGAUGCUGAGGCUAAGUACCUGGCAGGACUAGGGGUUGCUAGACAACGCCAGGCCAUUGUGGAUGGUUUAAGGGACAGUGUUCUUGGCUUCUCAGUUAAUGUACCAGGAACUACAGUCAAGGACGUCCUGGAUAUGGUCCUCAUCACUCAGUAUUUUGACACCAUGAAGGAUGUUGGUGCCAGCUCCAAAUCCUCAGCAGUCUUUAUCCCACAUGGACCUGGUGCUGUUAGUGACAUUGCAGGGCAGAUUCGACAAGGGUUACUGCAGGGUUCAGCUGUCCAGUAACCAAAUCUUUUAUAAAUGUGUUUUCACCAUGUCUCGUGUGGUUCCAGUUUGUAAGUAAUGUUUCUUUGUGAUUUGAUUAUGAUGGCCGCAAUUGUUCUUUACAUAUGUGUGUUGCUAAUGUAAUUACAUGCAGUUUUUUAAGUUUGAGUGUUUGUCAUCUAA